AUGGCUGGCCCUGCUGCUGACGUUGAUGUUUACCUCAAGCAGAUUCUUCAGCGUAUGAUAGAGACAGGAGAGUGGCAAAGGCUCAAGGCCAUGUUCACAGCCCAACUAGACGAAAGUGGUUGGACAGACCAGCUUAGGAGUUCCGGUAGGAAGCUUGCAGAAGAGAUGAACCCACUGUCAAUUCACGAUAUGCUCACCGACCUCAAUAUGAAUGCGCAUAAGUCUUUACCUGCUGAUGCCCGUCGAAGUAUUCAGGACGCUGUACGGGCGUACUUGAAUAGACAGUUUGAAUGA
Molecule: messenger RNA, 294 nt
Organism: Guyanagaster necrorhizus
Lineage: Eukaryota; Fungi; Basidiomycota; Agaricomycetes; Agaricales; Physalacriaceae
Exons: 4
Coding region: 1-294 (97 amino acids)
Biological process (GO): mRNA export from nucleus; positive regulation of DNA-templated transcription
Cellular component (GO): SAGA complex; nuclear pore
Molecular function (GO): transcription coactivator activity
Source: RefSeq, a predicted model, not a curated record